UUAAAGACAAUAUUUGUUCUCUUUUUGAUAAAGAAUUAUGUGAUGUCAUUAAUAUUUUUGAUGAAGAUGCUUUUGGAAAAUUUUUUAAUAAUUUAGAAGCUAGUAUUAAUAUGACUAUAAAUUCUUUGGAUAAGUGGAUGA
This is a messenger RNA of Racocetra persica, 141 nucleotides long. NCBI's taxonomy places the organism in Eukaryota, Fungi, Glomeromycota, Glomeromycetes, Diversisporales, Gigasporaceae. The record is from the annotation of a GenBank genome assembly.